Messenger RNA from Aspergillus thermomutatus, 1542 nucleotides. RefSeq names its product putative MFS transporter. Gene Ontology annotation, cellular component: membrane. The record is from RefSeq and is a predicted model, not a curated record. The transcript has 3 exons. Gene Ontology annotation, biological process: transmembrane transport. NCBI's taxonomy places the organism in Eukaryota, Fungi, Ascomycota, Eurotiomycetes, Eurotiales, Aspergillaceae. Bases 1 to 1542 code for a protein of 513 amino acids. Gene Ontology annotation, molecular function: transmembrane transporter activity.
AUGUCUACCACGACGACUGCGACGAUCACACCCAUCAACUCUCUCAUAUUGGAAGAGAGCAAUCUUCGCUCCCCAGAAAAUGGGCGGCCAGCCCCUCAAAAAUCGCAGUUGCAAAAGAUCGUGGUGCUCAGCCAGCUUUUCGCGGUGACUCUAACGGCCAGCGUGAUCAAUGGGCUUGUGAUUGUCGGUCUGCCAACUAUCACCAAGGAUCUCCAGCUUCCCCCUUCUCUAUCCUUCUGGCCUUCCUCGGUGAGUAGCCUCGCGACCGCCUCGACGCUUCUCUUGGCGGGGUCCCUGGCGGACACUGUUGGUCCGCGAUGGGUCGAACUCGUCGGCUCCUUUGCCAGCGGCGCAUUGAUGAUCGGUCAAGGCGUGGCUCGGACAGGGCAGGAAUUGGUGGUUUUGAGAGCACUCCAGGGUGUCGGUCUCGCGAUGCACUUGGCCUCUUCGAUCUCCAUCGUGACGCAGCUUCUACCUCCAGGAAGAGGUCGCAAUGUCGCUUUCUCGUGCUUGGGGCUCAGCCAGCCCCUUGGAUUUUCGCUGGGCCUGGUCGUCGGGGGUAUCCUUGUCGAUACCAUCGGCUGGAGAUCGGGGUGGUAUCUUUCUGGCGGUAUCACGCUCUUCUUCGCGGCUGUCGGUCUCUGGGCUUUGCCUCGGGGCAAGAGCACGCACUACUCAGAUCUCCUUCACAACAUCAGGACUAAGAUCGACUGGGUUGGGGCUGGGCUGGCUUCCGCAUUCAUGGCAUUGCUCUGUUAUCUCCUAGCUAUCCUGAGCGCCAAUCCCUCACGGAUAAAAUCUGCCGAUAGCAUCAUCAUUCUGUGCCUGGCUGCCCUUGCCCUUCCUUCAUUUGUCGGCUGGGUCCAUUAUCAGGCCAAGAGGAACAAGCCAGCUCUCAUUCCCAAUUCACUGUGGAAGAACACAGCCUUUUCGAGCAUCUGCGCUAUCCUCGCCAUCUCAACAGCAGUCGUGAAUUCAAUGGAGCUCUUCGCCAGCUUAUUUUUCCAAGAGGUCCAAGGCCUCUCGGCGCUAGACGCCUCCGUCCGCAUCCUCCCCAGCCUCAUAGUCGGCGUCCUCCUGAACCUCGUCAUCGGAGUCUUCGUACACAAAGUUCCCGCAUUCUGGAUUGCAACGGCGACUUCCCUCCUCUGCGCCGGAUCCCCCUUACUCAUGGCCGUCGUCCAGCCCUCCUGGCCAUACUGGGGCAACGCCUUCAUCGCGCAGCUCCUGCAGCCCAUCAGCUUCGACGCGCUCUACACCGUCGGCCUCAUCAUCAUCACGAACAGUUUCCCGGACGACACACAGGCCCUGGCGGGUGCCGUCUUCAACACGGCAGCGCAGUUCGGGAGCGCCCUGGGACUGGCGAUCCUGCAGGUCAUCUCGACGGUUGUGACGGAGGAGUCUGGCGGUGACGAGCCCGGUGCGCUGAUGGCUGGAUACCGGGCCAGUUUCUGGACCAUGUUUGGGUUCAUGAUUCUUUGCACUGUUCUUGGGUACUUUGGGCUGCGGAAGGCGGGUAAGGUUGGCUUGAAACGGGAUUGA